Molecule: messenger RNA, 237 nt
Organism: Colletotrichum gloeosporioides
Lineage: Eukaryota; Fungi; Ascomycota; Sordariomycetes; Glomerellales; Glomerellaceae
Exons: 2
Coding region: 1-237 (78 amino acids)
Source: RefSeq, a predicted model, not a curated record
AUGAUUCCGACCUUCACGGCGGAGCGCAACCUUUGGGGCUUGAAAGCAUGUAUAAUCAUGAGGUUCACGAAAUUUACGACUUGCGCUUUCCAGUUUUUGCGACGGGCCACUCGUUGGUCAUUAAUGACGAGCAGGCUGAUGGGCUGCUUGGUUGAAGAAGAAGAAGUGGCAAUUCUCAUUGGAAUCGCGGUUUGGGUUGAACGUGUUUGGGGACAGACGCUCCUCUAUCUGGAGUGA